AUGGAACAAACCCCUUUUACAAACAUAGAAAACAUUUUAUCUACUUUACCUGAUAGCUACCCAAGACAAAAUGAAAUGAACGAUUAUAGUUUAAUAGUAAAUGAAAGUUCACUUAUUAAUGUUAUUUCAGAGAAUUUGAAUAUUGGAAAUAAUAAUGAUGAACCAAAAGAACUGGAACAUAAUCUAAAGAACAACUCUAGAAAUACAAGUCAUCAUUUAUCUCAAGAAGAAAUGAGUUACAAUAGUUGUGAUCCAUGUCAGCAUACAUGGGAUUGUGAAUGGUCUGGUAAAUACAUUCCAUAUAAGAAUGUCCUACUUGAAAAGCAAAAAAAUAAGGGAUCAAAAAGAAUAAGUUGUCCUUUCCUUGUUAAUAUGUCUAAAAAAAUAAAAGAACUUAUUGAAAGCUAUACAUUUUGUGAUCUUGAUAUGCUAUCUCAGAUCAAAUUACUUCAUGAGUUGUUUUUUAAAACAACAAUAGUGGAUUAUGAUGUAAAGAACUAUGUUUAUAAGUUUUGUCAAAUUCAUGAAAUGCAGGAUGGUAAUGUUGCAAAGCUUCUUCAACAUUAUGAAAAAGAAUGUGCUAAGGAUCCUGAUUGGUAUAUUCAACUAUUAAUUGAUUUAGAGACAAAUAGAUUACAAGGUGUGUUCUAUAUGUUACCUGAACAACGAGAACUUUGGCAACAUUAUGCAGAUAUCAUUUUAAAUGAUAACACAGCAUCAACCAAUACCUAUAAUCUACCAUUAAGCAUUUUUGCUAUUGUCAAUAAUAAUUUUAAAUUACGGAUAAUUGCACAGGUUGUAUUAAUUGACAAAACAAAUAAAAGUUACAGAUGGGUAUUACAACAAACAAUCGAAGCAACUGGAGUUCAGCCUGGUGCCUUUAUUAUUGAUGCUAACCUGGGUCUUGAAAGUGUAGUUCUUAAAAUAUAUCUGAAUACUUAUCUUCUUCACUGUAUUUGGCAUAUCAAAUACAAUCUUAAAAAACAAUUGUCUAAACCAUUUGGUGAUUAUUAUGAAUCAACUGAGUACUUGGUUAAACAACUUGACUCACGUAAAACAACAUGGGCAAAGGCAUUUACAAGUCAGUUUUCAGCUUGGUGUGAGAAAACAUUAACAUAUGCAACACUAAAUGUUUGUAGAAAGCUUUUUUUAAAUAUUUAUAAUAUUUUACAAAAAUAUAUAACUCCUAAAAUUUUACAAUUGCAUGUUGAUCAAAUGAAUAAAGCAGUAAUAUAUAAUGAUAAAAAGAAGCUUCUUGAGAGAAUUGAUCAUUCUCUAAUAACUGAGAGUGCUAUGCCUAUUAAACCACCUGAACAAGCUGCUGCAAAAGUGAUUAGCCAAAAACAAUCUGCUAAAGGAAUAUUGCUUAAACUUGCAUAUAAAUGCAUAGAAUCAGUUGAUUAUGAUAAUCCUAAUGAUUUAAUGAAAAUGUUUAAAGAAUGUGGUAGUCAAGUUGAAAAACAUGCUCAAGCAUCUUGUCUUGAAGUUCAGAAUUCACUUCAACAUGUUGGAAAAG
Molecule: messenger RNA, 1516 nt
Organism: Cetraspora pellucida
Lineage: Eukaryota; Fungi; Glomeromycota; Glomeromycetes; Diversisporales; Gigasporaceae
Source: the annotation of a GenBank genome assembly